Tricharina praecox is the source of this 1312-nucleotide messenger RNA. RefSeq lists its product as uncharacterized. The transcript has a single exon. The record is from RefSeq and is a predicted model, not a curated record. NCBI's taxonomy places the organism in Eukaryota, Fungi, Ascomycota, Pezizomycetes, Pezizales, Pyronemataceae. Bases 91 to 1227 code for a protein of 378 amino acids.
CACGGGGACACUUGAUGACUUCCAGAAGUCCGUGAACGUUCAAAGUACCUCGAUCACAAUUCCCGGAUCUACUCUGGUCGACUCCCCACCAUGCUACUCCUCAUCCCGCCCAAGCUCGUCUUCAACAUCGCCGACCACUGCGACAAGGUGACCGUCUACAACCUCUCCAUCAGCCAUUCUCGUUUGUACGAGCUCUUCGGCCCGCUCAGCAAGCAGAACCCCUCACCGCAAGGCCGCUACCUCAUCCGGCGGCAACAAGAGGACCCGGCCGGCCUCACUUUCGCAUGUCGCGGCUGCCAGCGUCUCCGCCCGUUCUACAGCAAGCCCGAAUCCAUGUACUCCCGCUCGCCCUCCUACCGGUGGCAAGGCAUAUGCAUCGCCUGCGUCGCAGACAAGAACAUGCCUAAGGAAUACAAGCCAAAAGACGGCGACAGCCUGUCCUGGCUCGGCGGGUACCUCACAUGGUGCUACAGCCACGAGGGCUUCGCGGUAAUCCAGUACCUGACAGCCAACUUUGCGUGCUGGCACUGUGGGCGCCACUCAGGCUCUCGUGCUACGCUGUACCACAGGUGGUACGCGGGCGACCCUAUCGGCACGCAAGGGCGCGACUGUCUACAAGCGGAGCUACUUUUACGCGGGGAGGCGGACGGAACGGACGGGCUGGAGUUCCGAGCCGAGAAGCUGGUCUCGCGGCUGGACGCGUGUGUGCGCCUGGCCGACGGGCGGAUGGAUAUGGCCGAGCUGGCGGUGAUGAAACGGCAGCUUGCGGACACGGCGAAGGCCCGCGCCUCCCUGCCCCGCUAUGAGCUGUACCAUAAGGAGGUUGAUACCGUCGGCGAGUUUGUGCGCGUGGCUGAGGCGCGCAGAAGGACGAGGGAUGUGGCACAGCUCGGACUCACGUUCAUAAUCGAGUAUGGCCCGCCGAGGGAGGAUAGGGUGCGCGCUGAGGCGUUCGCCAGGGAGAUCUACCCCUUCCGUGCUGGGACGCAAGACUUGAAUAGGUUCGGUGAUCUGAAGUCAAUCAAAGGGGCGGGUUUGAAGGAGGCGAUCAUCGGCGGGAUCCCUCGCAACUGUGAUUUUGAGAGGAUCAUGAACCGGCCUGAUUACGGCAUGGGUUAUCAUGAAUUUAUAAGGAAGCUUAAAAGCUUGCAUUCCAAGCAGUACCGAUAUAACUCAUGGGAUGAACCCUGCGCGCGUCACUACAAGCCGUGGUGGUAUGCUAGUUGAAACGACGCCAUGUGGAUUUGCUGCUUGGUUGUUUCAUUAUACCAGGGGCCGGUACAUAAAUACAUAAUUCCAGUGAACAUAUCCC